UCGUUUGGUUCGCUCUGCUGUUGCCACUUUUCACCGCCCACGAGUACAACCACAACAAAGCUGCCAAAUACGAGGGCCGACGAGCCAAUAAAUUUAAAUAAUAUCCCCAUCACAACAAAGAAUAAACAGCAGCUUAACGAGACGACAAAAAGAGAGAAUCAAAUAAAAAAUAUUACCAAAGAAAUUGCAACUCGGUGGACAAACAAAUGCCGGCUAAAAAAAGUGUCAGAAUUUGUGAAAAUUAAUAUUUCACCAGAGAUUUGAGUGCUGGCAAAACAAACAAAAACAAAAAAAAACAGCACUGCCAACAGGACAAACUUUUCGUUUCGCCAAACUUUUAUUUCGUACACACGAUUUGCUCGCGAAAAUUAUGAAAAAUAUGUGAGAAAUGUGCAAAAUCCACGAAAAAAUUCUCGAGUCGGGGCGAAGAGCAUAGGUCAAGCCCUAUCCUCUAGUGUGAGAUAUAUAUUCUGGUCGGUCCCCGAAAUCCCCUGACGUUGCUCUUUCAGCCCAGAAAAACCCAGUGAACCGCCCACCGCCCAUCUAGUGCCAUGUGUAUGUGCAGAGGAAAAAGCAGUGCGAAUGUGUGUGAGAAGCCGUGUAACAUGCUAAAAUAAGUUAAUUUAUUGCCGGCACAACAAUCACAACAAAACGCAUACAAAGACAACAACUGCCGGCAGUCAUAACAUUUGCCUUGUUCACCAGUUACCCAAAGCUGUGUGUUUGCCUCUGAGUAAACCAUAUCUACAAAACUCAGAAAUAGGCCAAAUUCAAUUGACAUUUAUUGGCCAAUAUAUAUUUAUAAGGCCCGAACGGAAGGACGUAAAGCAAGAUCCAGAAAAGAAAAAUAGAAAAAGGAGAAAGGAAAAAACGUCCCCUACAGAAAAAUAGUAAAACUAUCUAUUUCAAUGCCGACGACGACUAUUCCGACGACCCAUCACAUGCAAAUGGCCAACAAGUGGAGGGCGAAGAAGGACUGCGGGUUCCAGGGGCAUGGAUAUGUAGCCCCAAGUGGGCGUGGUUGCGUCUGCUGGAUAUCCCUGAUGCUGCUCCUCAUCCUGGUGCCUGAUUUUAUUGUGGCACUCAAGGAUGUGUCGGUAAUGAUACCACAGGCGGUGAAACGUGGCAGCAACGCGCUGUUCACGUGUAAUUACGAUAUGGAAAACGAUACUCUAUAUUCGGUGAAAUGGUAUAAGGGCAAGCGAGAGUUUUAUCGCUAUACGCCCAAGGAGAAUCCAGCGAUGAAGGUCUUUGCCAUGACAAGUGGUCUCAAUGUCGAGCGCAACCUUUCGAAUCAGAGCCACGUCGUCCUGCAGUCGGUGCCGCUGAAUAUUUCGGGAAAAUUUACAUGCGAAAUAUCCGUGGAGGCGCCCACGUUUCAAACGGCCAUGGUGUCCGGCGAAAUGGAGGUGGUUGAGCUGCCGGAACAGCACACUGUGGUUACCGGGAUACAGGCACGCUAUCGCAUCGGCGAUUUGGUCGACGGCAAUUGCUCAAUUAAAUACUCGAAACCGGCUGCUAAUUUGACAUGGACUAUUAAUGGUAUUGUGGUGCCGCCACAUCACAUAAAGACUUAUCAAAAGGAGAAGCGGGAGAACAGCACCCUGGAAUCGGUGACGAGUGCCAUACAUUUCAUGGUCACCAAUCAGCAUUUCCUCAAGAGCCAGAUGAGGCUCAAGUGCACGGCCAAUAUCUUUGACAUCUUCAAGGAGGAAAUGGAGAGUGUCAUCGAGGAGGACCGGCCCAGGAUAAUGGCCUCAGGCAGAUCGUAUGACAUCAACAAUUAUCCCCUCGAGGAAAACCCGAACGGCGAGCGGGGCGGCUACGAGGAUCACAACGAGUCCUAUUUGACUUACUACUCGGCGGAUAACACGGCAUCGGGCGCCUCGACAGCUGCACAUGAAAUCUUUUGGCGAUUCUGGCCAUUGCAGCUGGCAAAGCUAAAGCUUCCCGUCAACAGGCAGUUGGCGGGGGCGUGGCACUGGAUCUGCGGGGGCGGCGGAGCGGCGGCUGCCCUUCUGCUCUCGGCUUUUCCGCUGCUCCUAGGGCCGCUGUCCCAUCAAAUUAUCAACUGUCAAUACACAAAGCUGGCGACUGGCAAGGUGCAACAGCAGCAACACCAGCAACAGCAACUCCAUAGCAGCAACAUCGAUGUGACAGCUUCAAAAGCGGCAGCAUCCGCAUCCACAUCCGCACCGAGCGUCAAAUGCUUUUAUAAUUGUCAAAUGGCUAUGGCGAUGCCAACUCAAAAUCGCGACGAUGAUGAUGAUGGCGAUGCGAAUAUUGGCAGCACAAGUGCAAAUGCAGCAGCAACUGCUGAUGCUGCAGAUGUUGCUGCUGCUGGAGAAGUUGCAAGUUGCAGCAUUAAGCGGCUGUCAGCGACACUUGUGGGGGGCGGCGAGGGUGCAGGGGGCGUGGCCAGUUGGCCGGAUCAACGAUUAUUGAUGACUCGGCGGCGGCAAAAGCGGCAAAAGUGGCAAAAGAAAUCGCAGGCGAUGGAUGCGAUGAUGCAGUCGCGUUGGAGCGCGUGCUGAUGCCGAAUUGAUGAUGAAAUCCAUUUCCGAAAGUAGCUUAAGGUGCUCGCCACCGUGCAAAAAUGAAAGAAACAGAAAAAGAAACCCAGAAAAGCGGCCCUUUUCCCAUUUCCCCUCCGAAUUGUUGAAGGGCAUAAUUAAUAUACAUUCGUACUCAUAUUGAUUGCAUGAGCCAGCUGCAUAAAUCGAUCUGGUCGUAGCUCGUAAGUGUUAUACGCAUAAGGUCAGGGAGAGCGCAAAGGGGGCUCGUAUUUAAUUAUGGAAAGUAUGGCCCGCAAGUAGAUAUGAAAUCGAUGAAUAAUAACAGGAAAUAAUUUAAUGUUAAGUGGGGUAAAAGUAAGACAUAUGGUGAAACCAAUGGAAUAGCUAGCACCCUGUACGUUGCAAUCGCAAAAGUUUUCUUUGAUUUGUAUUUUUUACUCUUCAAAAAAUAUAUUAAAAUAUUUCUUAGCACCUCCAUUUAUUUUCAGAAACUUUCUUUAAGUAUCCACAAUAAUUUAGUCAACACAAAUUUUCUGACAAUAAUAUUCCUUAUCAGAAGUUUUGUUCCACCUUUUACUGUCGAUUGUAAAAAUCACAACAACACAAGAGCUAAAGGGAAUCCGCUCAAUGAGAGCAGCAUCAAUAAACAGUUAAAGAAAUACACAAAAUGCACAGUUAAUUUGUGGAUUUGCGUACAGGGUGAAAAAAUGAAAGCCGAAAAAUACUUCAAAUGCUUGUCAUGUACUUUAAUCUCCUUGAGUUGUAUAUCAAGCAUUUAGCAUAUUCACCAAACAAAAAAAAAGAUUUAGGAAAUGUGCACAGUGUACAGCAAGCUGAACUUUAGACUGCACUUGAGCUUAGCUUUCGGGUACCGUAGUGCAUUUUAAAGUGGGUUUUUCAAAGCUUAAACAUUGUAAACAACUCGAUGUAAAAGGAAAAACUAAUGAUUUAUCUUCCCCUCGGCAUAAAG
Molecule: messenger RNA, 3486 nt
Organism: Drosophila takahashii
Lineage: Eukaryota; Metazoa; Arthropoda; Insecta; Diptera; Drosophilidae
Gene: beat-Ic
Product: beaten path Ic
Biological process (GO): motor neuron axon guidance
Source: RefSeq, a predicted model, not a curated record